AUGACCAGAUUACGAACCCUCUUCCAGGCCGUCCUCCACGCCACAAUCCUGGCGACGCUUGCCCCCAUCGUGGCCGCCCAGACAUCCUCCUUCACAGAUGCCAACACCGGCAUCGUCUUCCAGCGCUUCUUCGGAGCGCGGACAAACUUUGAUUUGGCGUGGCGUUACCCACCGACCCAACCGACUCGUUCAUCGGCCAACUUUCGUUUCCUCUUGUUAACGGAAACGGGUGGGGGCUUCUCGCUCACGGGCGACAUGGAGGGCCCCCUGUUGAUGGCUGUCUGGUCUGACGGCACCAACAUCGUGUCUUCCUUCCGGCAAGCGUUCAACGAAGACGACAAUCCCCCGAAGUGUGCUGCGGGCACUUCCGGUCAAGCUGAGAUGGGGUGGGCGCUCUCGUCGAUUCCGGUGCGCAAUGCCGCUUCGAGCAACGGUAUUCUCGACUUCCAUGAUAGCGGCUUUGGCGACUUUGACGCCAACCUCGGUGGUGCUAGGAGCGCCGAGUUCGAAUCGUGGGUAGCGCUUGCUGGCGCCCCGCUUCCGCAGUCCAACGCUGCUGUGCCGAUCCGGCCCGACGCGGGGAUGAUGACGAUGAUGACGAUGACGAUUCGGGCGAUGAGGGCAGAGGAGGCGGCGUUACCCGGGGUGGACAGGGCCGGAAUGGCGGUAACGGGGAGGAAGAUUCGGAGGUGA
Molecule: messenger RNA, 693 nt
Organism: Parascedosporium putredinis
Lineage: Eukaryota; Fungi; Ascomycota; Sordariomycetes; Microascales; Microascaceae
Source: the annotation of a GenBank genome assembly